Messenger RNA from Cornus florida, 2470 nucleotides. Its product is annotated as ankyrin repeat-containing protein ITN1-like. The transcript has 7 exons. The coding region runs from base 19 to 2334 and encodes 771 amino acids. The record is from RefSeq and is a predicted model, not a curated record. Gene Ontology annotation, molecular function: protein binding. Lineage: Eukaryota; Viridiplantae; Streptophyta; Magnoliopsida; Cornales; Cornaceae.
UAUUUUUACUUUUGAAGUAUGACGCUGUUGACAAAAAGGUUUGCCAAAUCACGGGUUGAAAAGAGUCCCUCUAUCGAAUCAUGCUUCCCAGCAGUGCGUUCCGCAGAGUAUUCUGGUUCCGAGUCUCCUGAGGACUAUGAAAUAAACAUAAACAUGGAACACUCUCAUGAUGACAUAAAUCAUGAAGAUAGUACCUGCCUAGACAAUUUUGAACAUGGUAUUUCACCAGCUUCUUCUAGUGUUAAAUACCCCAUUGCAUCUGCCGUACCACCAGGAAUAAGCACCCCAUCUCCAUCAAUCUCUGACAUUCAGAACUCUCCUCAACAGCUUCAAAAUGUCUCGAACUUGACCACUAUUCUGGAAGUGACAGGAAGCAAUGCUCAAAGCAUUCUCAGUCCAUCAACGAGGCUAGAUAGUCUCGGUUAUCACUCAAUGACUCAAAGUGCCAAAGAUGUAAAGCCAAGUACACAAGCAGCAAAUGACUUUGCAAGUUUUCCACUAGCAACAGUUACUCAUUCAGGUGCAAUUUCUGGAGAGAUGAGAGGCCUCAAAGCAUAUGUUACUCUGUUUCUCGCUGCCCUUAAAGGUGACUGGGAAAAGGCUAAAAAUUUUCUCGAUUUAUGUCCACAAGCAAUGCGUGCUAGGAUCACAAGGGGUUCAGAAACUGCUCUUCAUAUUGCAGCUGGGGCAAGACAUACAAGGUUUGUAGAGGAGCUAGUGAAUUUGAUGACAUCAGAUGACUUGGCACUGCAGAACAAGGUUGGAAACACAGCCCUUUGUUUUGCUGCUGCAUCUGGAGUGACAAGGAUUGCUAAAGUGAUGGUGAAUAAGAACAAAAACUUGCCACUGAUUAGAGGUAGUAAAGGAGCACUGCCACUGUACAUGGCUGCCAUAUUAGGCCACAGAGACAUGGUUUGGUAUCUUUACUCCAUAACUGAAGGACUAACAGAUGAGGAUCUCAUUGGGCUUCUUAUUGCUGCCAUCACCGCCAAUCUAUUUGAUGUAGCCUUGGACAUGAUUGAACACUACCCUUUUUUAGCUAUAUCACGGGAUGGAAAUGGGGACACAGCACUUCACGUUUUGUCUAGAAAGCCUUCAGCAUUUUGCAGUGGAAGUCAGCUUGGACUCUGGCAGAGGUGCAUCUACUCAUGUCUCCUUAUGGAGCUGCCAAGCAAUUAUCCCUCUUCUUACAGAAGCCAUGGAAAAUUAAUACGUCUACUCUUACACGUGGUUCCUAUCUUGAAAGUGCUACUUUGGAAAGUCCUGACAUUCUUAGUUCCAGGAUUCAAGGUGAUAUAUGACAAAAAGUUGAUGCAAAUACAAGCAUUGGAAUUAGUGAAGCGACUAUGGAAUCAGGUUCUGUUACUGGACGACUCGGAGUUUGGAGAUUUGAUAAGGACUCCUACUCGAUUGUUGUUUACUGCUGCUGAGCUAGGAAUUGUGGAGUUCGUAAUCGUGCUUAUUCGAUCAUAUCCCGAUCUUAUUUGGAAAGUUGAUGAUAAAAGUCGAAGCAUAUUUCACAUUGCAGUGGCCCAUCGCCAGGAAAAUAUUUUUAACCUCAUAUAUGAGAUAGGAGCUCAUAAGGAUUUGAUUGCAGCUUAUAAAGAUGAAAACAAUAACAACAUGUUACAUUUGGCUGGAAAGCUAGCACCUCCGAAUAGACUGAAAACUGAUUCUGGUGCUGCUUUGCAAUUGCGACGGGAGUUGCACUGGUUCAAGGAGGUAGAAAAGAUUGUCCAACCCCUAUAUACCGAAAUGAGAGACUCUGAGGGGAGGACACCUCAGGUUGUAUUUACAGAGGAGCACAAAAGUUUAGUGUAUGAAGGAGAGAAGUGGAUGAAGGAUACUGCAUCUUCAUGCAUGGUUGUUGCAACGCUCAUUGCCACGGUGAUGUUUGCUGCUGCCUUCACUGUACCAGGUGGCGAUAAUGAUAAUACAGGAAGUCCUAAUUUUAUAUUAAAGAAGUCCUUCUUGGUUUUUGCCGUUUCAGAUGCAUUAGCAUUAUUCUCGUCUGCCACUUCAAUAUUGAUGUUCCUGUCUAUUCUAACCUCGCGCUACGCUGAAGAAGAUUUUCUUGACUCAUUACCUAACAGAUUAGUAAUGGGACUAGCUACCCUCUUCAUCUCAAUUGCCACCAUGAUGAUAUCUUUUUGUGCCACCCUUUUUAUUGUUCUUAGCCAGGGAUUGGACUGGAUUGGCAUUCCAAUGGCUUUAGUUGCAAGUGUUCCUGUAAUCUUGUUUGCUUUGUUACAAUUUCCCCUUUUUGUUGAUGUGAUCAGUCAUACAUAUAGGUCUAGCACCAUCUUUGGUCCAAGAAAUUAUUUGUUGUGUUAGAUAAAGCAGAAGACUAUUGAAUGUAGAUAAACUUUAAGAGAUUCAGAUAGAUCUUCACAUUGUAGGUGUACUAUAUAUGUAUUUUUGGUGGAUUGAGUACUCUUAAUUUAACAUGUAUUUUUUUUUUUUUAAUUUA